ACAAACACAGUGCGCUGCGUUAUGCCGGCUGGUUGACGUUUGGAUGCUGUCAAAGCUUCGAGGUUUGUCUCACACUGAACAUCCAGCGUCGGGCCUUCUUUGAUGUUAGCCUUCCUGCUGGUUUCACUGCCGGGGGAAAGGCGACAGAGGAGGCCGGACUUGAAGACAUGGAGGCUAUCCGUCCUUGCAGAGGGAGUGAGCUGUAGGACGUGGUGAUUACUACAGAGUGUCUCCUCUCAUAUUAUGGACCCUGCCCACAUUGGAGGGGAUAUGUCACCUUUGUAUGUGCCACGAAAGAGAAGAUCUGUCCAGUCACAAGCGAAAGGUGGAGUGCCAUGUCCAGUUGUUCAGCGAUUGCCAGAAAGGACGUGUGAGUUAAAUUCAGCUGGAUAUCCCAAGAAUGACGAGUGUGAAGAGCAAGACGCCGUGAAGAUGAAAAGAACCUACGGGAGGAAAAGGUACGAGGAACUCCAGAGUGUUUCCAUGGGAACGGUAGAUUACCCCACCACCAGCUGCUCAAUGAUGUCAUCGGGUGGUCCGUCAAAUGGGGCGGAUCCAGGGUCCGUGGCUCCGCCCACUGCUAGGCUCUCUCCUAGAACCGCGGGGAAGGAUGUGUGGCCCGAAGGCCCCGAGGCGGGCAGGGAUCAGUCGCAGUCUCAGGACCAGAGCUGGACCUCCAGCAGGGACCGAGGCCCCGACGCCUGGGCCCCCGGGAGAGACCGAGGUCAGGACCAGGUGUGGAACUCUGGCAGGGAGCGAGCGGGACACUCCAGUCAGGACCAGACUUGGAUCCCAGGCAGGGACAGGGCCCAGUCUGGACCUGACCAGGCCUGGGUGACGGGCAGGGAUCGGGGACCUGAGCAGGGCUGGGCGGCCGGCAGAGACCGGGGUCAGGAUCAGGCCUGGAACGCAGACAGGGAUCAAGGGAGGGAGCGGGCCUCCUCGGGGCCGGAGCAGGCGUGGGGGACAGAACAAAACCAAGACCAAGACUGGAGCAGAGACAGAGGGCACGUCUGGAGACCAGACUUGAACAUGAAGAAAGUCAACAGAGGGGAGAUGGAGCGUAGCCAACCUGCCAGUAACCUCACUCAGCCACCAGAGGGCAGCAGAAACUCAUCCCAACCCAGCGAGGAUCAGAAACCGCCCGUCAUCUCCACAAAGAAGGAGCCUCCUAGCUACCCUCCAGGAAGCCAGGAGGAGCGUUGGCAGCUUCAGAUUGUGGCCAAAGGUCGAGUCACCUGUCCAAAAUGUAAAAGUGUGAGCAGGAAGACGGUGGAGGGUCUGAAGAAACACAUGGAGAACUGCAGACUGCAACCGUACAUCUGUCCACACUGUGGGAAACAGCUCAAGUCUUCAACAGGGAUGAAGUAUCACAUCAUGGCUGACCACAGCCAUCUGCCGUCAGCGGACGAUGUUAAGGACCUGGACGAUCGUGUCAUCAAAGAAAAACUUCGUAAAAUCCUGAAGAGACUCGGAAAACUAAAAUGCUCCAAAGAGGGCUGUACCGCUGCGUUCACCAGCAUCAUGGGCUACGUGUACCACAUGAAGAAGUGUGGAAAGGAGGAGUCUGAGCUGGAGAAAAUGCUGCUGAACUGUUCUCACUGCGGGAAGACAUACAAAUCGAAGGCCGGUCUGGAGUACCACCUGAAAUCAGAGCAUGCUCCAACGCCCCUGAAGACCGAGGACGACGAGGCUCUGAAGGCCCAGAAGGAGGCCAACCCGGAGAGGACGGCGAGCGGCAGGGUGCAGCGAGCGUCGGCUCAGGUGGCAAACUUCCACCUGGCGGAGAUCGCCAACAACGAUCUGCCCAAAGACUGGCCCAAGAGGAAGUUCCAGUCGGACCUGGUGCCAGAUGACAAAAAGUUGAAAUAUUCCCGACCCGGCCUGCCCGCCUUCAGCCAGGAGGUGCUUAGAAAGUGGAAGAACGAGGUGAAGCUGCAGAGAAAAGUCCACUGUCCCAACCAGGGUUGUGACUGCACCUACACGAGUGUGUCUGGACUGAAAGCUCAUCUGGGACUCUGCACAAGGGGCGACUUUGAGGCUGGUAAAUACAGAUGUCUGAUCUGCAACAAAGAGUUUAACUCUGAGAGUGGAGUCAAAUACCACAUCAACUCUGUCCAUUCACAGGACUGGUUUGUGACCAACAAAAAAGCCUCCAAGAAGUUUGAAAAGUUCCUCAAAAGUCAACCCAAGGAGUUCGCCCACAGCGUGGACAAGCAGAACAUGGAUCAGUACCACCACAACCACCACCUUCAGCAUCAUCAUCAGCAGCUUCACCAUCCUCACCAUCAGCAUCAGCAUCAUCAUCAUCAUCAUCUUCAUCACCAUCACCAGCAGCAGCAGCAGCAGCAGCAUCAGAUCCAGCACCAACACCUGCAGCACCCUCUGCAGCCUCUGCAUCACCUGCAGCACCAGAGCCAGUUCCUGCAUCCGGAGCACCAGAGCCUCCCUCAGCAGGUGGACCCCCAGCAGCUCCAUCAGCACAUACUCCAAUACACCCCUUUGGAGCCUGCGCCCGGGCCCAUGUGGGUGGACAUGGACCGCAGGGAGGACGAGCCGGUGUCGGAGCAGGCGCCCAUCGAGACGGACCUGGACAUCAAACCCGUCGAGCUGAACAGCGUCAUCAUGGUGGAGGAGAAGAGGAGGGAGAGGGCGAGAGAAGGAAGGUCGACGGGAAGCAGAAGGAGUGCUUUGCCUUCGGCGGCGGCAACACCUGCAGCUCAUGCAGCGAGGCGGAGGCGGAGCAGCAGCAGCAGCAGAGCAGGCAGCAGAGACAGAUCGACCAGUGGAAUCUGA
Molecule: messenger RNA, 2796 nt
Organism: Labrus bergylta (ballan wrasse)
Lineage: Eukaryota; Metazoa; Chordata; Actinopteri; Labriformes; Labridae
Source: RefSeq, a predicted model, not a curated record